UCAGGUGUGUUUUUUUUCUUUUGGUCAGUUUAUCUAUUUGUCUCUUUUUCCAUCUACCCAUAUCUUCUGGCAUGGGGAGGCUGCAUGGUCUUUGGUAUCUGGCAGUGGUAAUGACUGUGACAAUUAGUGCAGAGAGGAGGCAGCACAAGGUGCAGCAUGGAGCCUGCAGCUACACCUUUAUCCUGCCAGAGAUGGAGCAGUGCCCACAAGCUGGCAACUUCCGAAUCAGCAACUCUCUGCAGAGGGAUUCGCCAUCACCCCCUGACACAGCCCAGGCGAGUCAGGAGAGUCCUGAGUCCAGCUGGCAGGCAAAAAAGCUGGAAAAUCUCCAGAGCGCCACUGAAAACAACACACAGUGGCUGCAAAAGCUGGAGAAUUACAUCCAGGAAAAUGUGCGCUCUGAGAUGGUGGAGAUUCAGAGGAACGUCAUUAACAGACAGACAGCGACCAUGCUUGAGAUAGGAACCAAUCUACUCAGCCAGUCGGCAGAACACACACGCAAAAUUACAGAUGUAGAGACGCAGGUGCUCAACCAAACAAGUCGUCUACAGAUCCAGAUGAUGGAGUAUUCUCUUUCCACCAAGCAAUUGGAGAAGCAACUUCUGCAGCAAACUCAGGAGGUCUCCCACCUCAAUGACAAAAACAUCUACCUGGAGCAGCGCUUUGCAGCCCUGGAGGCCAGACACAGCCAGGAACUUCAGGUCAUCCAACAGGAAAAGAAGCAGCUGCAGGAACUCUUAGACAUGCAGAGCCGCAUGGUCACAGUGCUUGAGAGACAGCUGGCUACCUUCACCCGCAACAGCACAUUUCUCAAACAUCAGCAAGCUACUCUCUCAGAUACACUCCAGCAGCUACUGGCCAAAAUCAUCCACUCCAACGAUAUUACCAGCCCUUCUAAAGAGAAAACAGAAAUCUUUAGAGAUUGUGCUGAUAUAUACAAGUAUGGGAUUACAGCAAAUGGAGUAUACAACAUUCAUCCCAUUAACAGCACACAGCCGAUUAAGGUGUUCUGUGACAUGAAAACUAAGGGAGGAGGUUGGACUGUUAUUCAGCAUCGUUUCAAUGGUUCAGUGGAUUUUCACCGCAGCUGGAUAGAGUACAAAUUGGGAUUUGGAGACCCUUCAGGAGAACAUUGGUUAGGAAAUGAUGUCAUCCACCUGCUCACCACUGCUGGAGAAUACACUCUGCAGGUCCAGCUUGGUGAUGUUGAGGGAAAGCAGGCCUACUCUCAGUAUGACCGUUUCUACAUUGAUGGAGAGGAAAAAAAAUAUAGUCUGCAUGCUCAGGGCUUCAGUGGUACAGCGGGACGCAUCAGCAGCCUAACCCACUCAGGCACCAUGUUCAGCACAAAGGACCAGGACAACGACCGCUGCAGCUGCAAGUGUGCUCAGAUGGCAUCAGGGGGAUGGUGGUUUGAAGCCUGUGGACCAUCAAAUUUAAAUGGUAUUUUUUAUUCAGGAAUCUCCAAUGUAAUGCGCUACAAUGGCAUCAAGUGGUACUACUGGAAAGGACCAAACAUAAAAGUAACCACAACCACUAUGAUGGUGCGACCUGUGGAUUUCUAGGAACAGUACAUGAAUGUUUAUUGAGAGAGCACAAAGUCAACAUCAUUGGUGUCCAGCAUAACAGUAUGUAAACUGUACAAGUGUUAAUUCAGCAUUGUGUAUUUUGCCACUGAGAGUGUCAGAUUGCUGUUGACACAGCUGUGACUCAGAAAUGUUAUGCAUUUUUAAAAUUUGUGUCGAUCAAAAGGACACAGCUGCACCACCAGGAGGGUUUUUCUUUAAAUAAAAAUAUAUCCUUGUGUGUUAUACUCAAAGGACCAAUAAUAUGAAAUUUGAUUCA
Trichomycterus rosablanca is the source of this 1845-nucleotide messenger RNA. RefSeq names its product angiopoietin 2b (gene angpt2b). The transcript is spliced from 9 exons. Gene Ontology annotation, biological process: Tie signaling pathway. Gene Ontology annotation, molecular function: receptor tyrosine kinase binding. The record is from RefSeq and is a predicted model, not a curated record. Bases 72 to 1565 code for a protein of 497 amino acids. Lineage: Eukaryota; Metazoa; Chordata; Actinopteri; Siluriformes; Trichomycteridae.